Messenger RNA from Tetrahymena thermophila SB210, 477 nucleotides. RefSeq lists its product as hypothetical. Lineage: Eukaryota; Ciliophora; Oligohymenophorea; Hymenostomatida; Tetrahymenidae. The record is from RefSeq and is a predicted model, not a curated record. The transcript has 2 exons.
AUGAUUUAUCAAUUUUUGAUUUUAAAAAUUAAUUAACAAUCAAAAAAUAAAGUUAAGCUUAACUUUCUUAGUCCAAGAGCGAAGUAGAAUUCUAAUAAUUAAAUGCUACUUAAUAAAUAAGUCUUCACUAAAAUAAAUAUUAAAAGCUACAGUGAGGUAGAUUACAUCUCAAAAGAAUAUUAAAAGUUUAUGAAAAAGUGCUACUUAGAUCAUAAGAUUAAAGAUAAGAAGCAAAGGGCUAAAAAGGGACUCCUUAAAUAGUUAAAGUGUAGAAAGAGUGAUCAUAGGAAUUCUAAAUAUACUUACAUUACUGUGUCUCACAUGUAAAAGUGUGGGCUCUGUUUGAAAAAAUUUAGAGAGCUAAUAGCAGCAAUUAAAAAAUAUAAGAAGCUUGCUUUCUCUUUUGUUUCUAUAAAAAAGAAAUUUUAGCUUCGACUUGAAAAAUAUAUAGAAAUUCUUCAGCUAUUAAAGUAAUGA